Molecule: messenger RNA, 1334 nt
Organism: Candidula unifasciata
Lineage: Eukaryota; Metazoa; Mollusca; Gastropoda; Stylommatophora; Geomitridae
Source: the annotation of a GenBank genome assembly
GGUCUGGCAAAACAGCUGCUUUCCUUGUCCCGAUCUUGAAUCAGAUCUACGAAAUGGGCCCUGGAGAGUCAGCCAAUCCUUCAGGAGGUCGGCAGUAUGGCAGAAAGAAAAUGUUUCCAUUGGCGUUGGUUUUGGCACCAACCCGUGAAUUGGCUUCCCAGAUCUAUGAUGAAGCCAGAAAGUUUGCCUACAGAUCUCGAGUCAGACCCUGUGUUGUAUAUGGCGGCGCAGACAUUGGUGCACAAAUGAGAGACCUGGACAAAGGAUGCCACUUGCUGGUGGCCACACCAGGCCGUCUAGUGGACAUGAUGGAGAGAGGCAAAGUUGGACUGGAUCACUGCAAGUUCUUGGUUCUUGAUGAGGCGGACAGAAUGUUGGACAUGGGUUUUGAACCCCAGAUCCGGCGCAUUGUAGAGCAGGACAACAUGCCCCCCUCUGGAAAGAGACAAACCAACAUGUUCUCAGCCACUUUCCCUAAAGAGAUUCAGAUUCUGGCCAGAGAUUUCUUGGAGAACUACAUCUUCCUGGCUGUUGGUCGGGUGGGCAGUACCAGUGAGAACAUCACUCAGAAGGUUGUGUGGGUGGAGGAGCAGGAGAAGCGCUCCUUUUUGCUGGAUCUUCUGAAUGCAGCCAGAGACUCCCUGACACUGGUGUUUGUGGAAACGAAGAAAGGAGCUGAUGCACUGGAGGAUUUCUUGCUGAGAGAGGGCUACCCGGCAACAAGCAUCCAUGGCGACCGCUCUCAGAGAGAGCGUGAGGAUGCUUUGCGUAUUUUCAAGUGUGGAGACAGGCCUAUUCUUGUAGCUACAGCUGUGGCAGCAAGAGGCUUGGACAUCUCUAACGUGCGACAUGUAAUCAACUUUGAUCUGCCUAGCGACAUUGAAGAGUAUGUUCAUAGGAUUGGGCGUACUGGUCGUGUUGGAAACCUAGGUCUGGCCACAUCCUUCUUUAACGAGAAAAACAAGAACAUUGUGCGGGAUUUGCUGGAUCUUCUGAGCGAGGCUAACCAAGAGGUGCCACCUUGGCUGGAGUCUAUGUCCAUGGACGUGCGCUCCACAAUGGGGAUGAGCAGGCGUGGGGGCGGCGGCGUGAGGAGGUUUGGAAACAGUGGAGGAGGUUUUGGAGGGCGAGACUAUCGUCAGCAGAACAAAACCAUGAAACCCAACUUCCCACAAGGAAGCAGUGGAGGAGGAGGCGGCGGUGGUGGUGGCUUUGGUGGCCAGCAGCCAUUCAACAACCACUUCACCAACUUUCCUCCUCCCCAGUACAACUACGGGGGAAGCUACGGGGGCACCUACAAUUCGGCCCCCGCCAGUGACUGGUGGGGGAACUAG